Messenger RNA from Centruroides sculpturatus (bark scorpion), 878 nucleotides. RefSeq lists its product as uncharacterized. The record is from RefSeq and is a predicted model, not a curated record. Bases 364 to 861 code for a protein of 165 amino acids. The transcript has 2 exons. Lineage: Eukaryota; Metazoa; Arthropoda; Arachnida; Scorpiones; Buthidae.
UUGGCCCCUGCUUCGGAUAAACGGGAGGCUCAAAUCAGGCUCCGUUUGAGUCAAUCGGCUGGUCGUUGAGUCAUUCUUGACCUCGGCUUGGAGUCAACCGAUCGAUGCAGACCGGGCGGACAUGUCAGUCUAGAUGUGCUUUUCUUGACUGCAUUGUGAGGGUAUAGCUCCUGGGAAACCGUGGUGUGACGGUCUAUGGAAGUACACCAUGUGAUGGCAUCCUCUUGUUGGGCCCCAUAGUGGGUGGGGUCACUAGGAGCUGAAUUUUUUCCCUAAUUAUGGAUUCAAAAAAUUCAAAAAGUUCUUGUGCACCAGCAACAAAAACAAACAAAAAAAAUCUUCACUAAUCCAGCGUACUUAGUAAUGCACACAACCGGAGAAAAACCCUUGGCUAAAGCUUCUCCUUUCUUGAUUCAAAAAUUGUUUGAAUCGACCAUUGGACAGUUGAAAAAAAUACAAAAAUUAAGAUCAGGAGAUUUACUGGUGGAAACAGCUUCCCCACAACAAUCGGCAAAACUUCUGGAAACAAAGACCCUAGGAGAAAUGGAAGUCACUGUCACCCCACAUGUGAGCCUAAACAAAUCACGUGGGGUAAUAUCUGAGAUCAAUCUGAUAUCUGAAGAUGAAUCAGAUAUUCAGAUUGGCCUUUCAGACCAAGGUGUUACUGCUGUCCGACGCAUUUCCAUUUGUCGAGAUGGCAAGUUGAUUCCCACCAAACACCUUAUUUUGACAUUUAAUAAACCGACUUUGCCAUCUGUUAUUACAGCAGGUUAUCUGCGCUGCCCAGUUCGCCCAUAUGUUCCAAAUUUGCUGCGUUGCUUUAAAUGCCAGCGAUUUGGACAUUCAGAAACAUUGUGCUGAGGGAAAAGCAUAUGCGC